Messenger RNA from Coregonus sp. 'balchen', 2947 nucleotides. Lineage: Eukaryota; Metazoa; Chordata; Actinopteri; Salmoniformes; Salmonidae. The record is from the annotation of a GenBank genome assembly.
AUGAGUUCAAUGACUUCGUUGUUUAGCUCCAUCACAGGUUCCAAGCCGACUGCUGAAGCAACUGAACCAGCCUCUGAUACUGCAUCUCCAGCCACCUCCCCAGCCCCACCACAGGCCGAGUCUGGCAUCUCCAAACUGCUUUCCUUCAUCCCCAAGCCUGCUGGCACUACUCCCCAAAUUGCAGUCGUUCCACCUUCAUCUCAGGUGCCGACAUCAGAGCCGACACCUACCUAUUUUGUUGACUCAAUGCUAGGACGGCUAAGCCCCUCGAGGCCCGAAGAGUCACAAAGCACUGAAGGCCAAACUCAGGAGGCCACCACUAACCAGCCUUCUUCAAUGUUUGGCUCAAUGCUGGGAAGGCUUAGUCCACUGAGUCCAUCAACACCCCAAGAGGCACAAAGCACUGAAGGCCAAACUCAGGAGGCCACCACUAACCAGCCUACUUCAAUGUUUGGCUCAAUGCUGGGAAGGCUUAGUCCACUGAGUCCAUCAACACCCCAAGAGGCACAAAGCACUGAAGGCCAAACUCAGGAGGCCACCACUAACCAGCCUACUUCAAUGUUUGGCUCAAUGCUGGGAAGGCUUAGUCCACUGAGUCCAUCAACACCCCAAGAGGCACAAAGCACUGAAGGCCAAACUCAGGAGGCCACCACUAACCAGCCUACUUCAAUGUUUGGCUCAAUGCUAGGAAGGCUUAGUCCACUGAGUCCAUCAACACCCCAAGAGUCACAAAGCACUGAAGGCCAAACUCAGGAGGCCACCACUAACCAGCCUUCUUCGAUGUUAGAUUCAAUGUUAGGAAGACUUAGUCCUUCAAGGCCCCAAGAGGCACAAGCAGAAGGCACUGAAGGCCAAACUCUGGAGGCCACCGCUAACCAGCCUACUUCCAUGUUUGGCUCAAUGCUAGGAAGGCUUAGUCCACUGAGUCCACCACAACCCCAACAGGCACCAGGCAGAGAAGGCCAGAUGCCUGAGUCUACUAACCAGCCUCCUUCAAUGGUUGACUCAAUGUUAGGAAAGCUCAGCCCCAUGAGUCUUUUCUCCAGAAAGCCAUCUCCUGGAGAAACAUCCCCCCAACCAGCGGAGCAGAGGAGGGGACCUGUGUUGAUCAGUGCAUCCAGACAAGGAUCUGUGGAUAGGUCCAAGAGUCCUGAGAGGCAAGGCUGCCAGAGGUCAGGUAGUGGAUCCGUGGAACUCCUCCCAGAUACAGCAAGUGGCUCAGUGGAGAUAUACCCAGAAUCAGGAAGUGGUGGAUCCACGGAGCUCCUCCCAGAAUCACAAUGUGGAUCUGUGGAGAUUUUACCAGAAACUGAGUCAUCUGGAGAGAUUCUUGACAUUCAGGCGAGAAAGGCACCCGCUAUCGUUGAACCAAAACCUGAUGGUGAGCCGCCGGCAGGCCAGGCCAAUGCAGAGGACACAGGGUUCUUCAGCAGUUUUAAUAAAUCCCUCACCAGCCUCAUAACAGCAGCACCAGAAGGGCCGCCGGUCCAGACUGAGACACCUCCUGCCCCUUCUGGAAUGUUCUCUAUGUUCUCCAGAUCUCCAUCUCCAGAGGCGCCCAAAGCAGAGGGGGGAAUGCUUUCUGGCUUCCUUAAGUUUGCCUCUGGGGAGGAUGUCAAUGCCCCUAAAGCGCCCCAACCCAGCUCUGCGAGGACCCCUUCUCCUGCUCUUAGCCGCGCCGCACUCCUUGAAAGUGUACCCAAAGGAAACCCGGACACAGGGUGGUUCUCUAACCUCUUCAAAGCUCCCCCGAAUGAGCCACCUCCGCAAGCUGCUGUAAAGCCACCGGCCCCCGUACCUGCCACUCCUACUGUGACACCUGCAACUCCAGUGACCCCAGAAAAACAAGAAAUCACAGUUCCUGGUGCAGAUCCUGGAGAUCAACAACCAGGUGAUGCUACAUCACAACUUCAAAAGGAUGUGACCACUAAAGACCAAAGCCAGGAACUUCCCAAGCCUCUGGAAGAAGCUAAACCGACAACCCAGACGGAGCCCCAAGCACAGCCUCAGGGUUUGCUCUCUGGUUUCUCUGGGCUGUUUUCUUCAGGUCCACCGCCAACCAACAAUCAAACCCAGAAUCAGACGAAACAAGCGGCUGCAACUCCACAACAGGGAGGUAUGUUUUCUGGCUUUAUGAAGUUCGCGUCUGAUAGUGUGUCUGCCCCUGCAACACAGCCACAGUCUGUUCCUCCAGGCAGCCAAGCUAUCCAAACUCCAUUAAAUACAAACCAAAGCCCUCCACCAAAAUCUGCCACUCCCCCACCCCCCAUUCAAUCUGGAGGAAUCUUCUCUGGGUUUAUGAAAAUGGCCUCUGACACUGUGGCUGGUUCCCAACCCCCUCAGCCAACACCAGAGUCCCAACAUGGACAGACUGAUCAGCAGCAACCUAACAGGCAAGGGCCAGAACAAGCCACCACACAAGGUACUGCUCCUCCAAGUCAAUCAGGAGGAUUUCUGUCAGGGUUGAUGAAAUUAGGCUCUACAGAAAACAUUCCCUCAACAGUAGCUGGUCAGAGGCAGCAGCAGCAACAACCAGAGGGUCCAGAUCAGCAACCACUAAACCAGCAAACCGACCAACCAUCUCAGAACCCACCUCAGCAAGCAGCACCUCCACCAACUCCGCAGCCAGGUGGAAUGCUGUCUGGGUUCUUUAAUAAGAUAGUAGAGUCAGUAGAGCCAACGCCACCUCAACCAGCACCAGCUCAACCAGCACCAGGCAGCCAAGCGCCUAAUCAAACACAACCCCCACCUCAACAACCAGCUGCCCAGCAAGGUGGGUUCCUCUCUGGCCUGUUUGGCAUGGGUGACGCCACAGCUAACCAAGCCCCUCCGUCUCCGCAGCAGAAACCACCUGGCCCUCCUGGGAGUCAGCCGAAUCAGCAGCAAGCUAGCAGGCAGAACCCCCAGCAGCAGCAGCAGCAGCCCCCUAGUGGUCCCGGUGGGAUGA